This is a messenger RNA of Lampris incognitus (smalleye Pacific opah), 1872 nucleotides long. RefSeq names its product cilia and flagella associated protein 206 (gene cfap206). Gene Ontology annotation, cellular component: ciliary basal body; axoneme. The transcript is spliced from 13 exons. Bases 1 to 1872 code for a protein of 623 amino acids. NCBI's taxonomy places the organism in Eukaryota, Metazoa, Chordata, Actinopteri, Lampriformes, Lampridae. The record is from RefSeq and is a predicted model, not a curated record. Gene Ontology annotation, biological process: regulation of cilium beat frequency; sperm axoneme assembly; regulation of flagellated sperm motility.
AUGUCGCGGACUCAAGCGGGGGGCGUUAUUAAGAGCAUCGUUCGUGAGAUCGCCCAGGAAUGUGCAAUGAGGGGGCAUGCCGUAUCGGAGACGCUGGCGGCGUUCAUGGUAAAAGCCGUCGUACUGGACCCAAAGUAUGAAUUUAACGUCGAUCGGACCCUGACCAAACAUGACGUCGGAAGAAUUGUUGAGCUGUGUGUGGAAAAGCUUAUGGAAGAAUGUAGCCCAGCUCUUGAGACGAUCAAGAUGCAAGUCUAUUUUGAUAUGAAUUACACAUCUAGGGGUGAGUUCAUCAAGGAGCACCACUGGGUGCUUCUUUCCAAGCUGAGCCUGGUGUGUCAAGAGAUCACUGACAGCAGGGUGAAAACACAGGAGGAGCUGGAGGGCCUUUACCGCAAGAUCGUUGGCUACAUUCUACUGCGCUCGGGGGUGGGCUCACCCACUGAUACCAACACAGUGAGAGAGGCCACAGCUGCUUUACAAAGCGUCUUCCCUCAGCCCAAACUGCAAGCCUUCAUGUCACUUAUGAAGCGGGACAAGGAGCAGCAACUAAGCGAGCUGACCACGAUUGUCACAGGCAUCCGCCUCUUCAACAAGUACAGCGAGAAGGGCGGAGAGGGCAUUGAUGACCUGCCACUGAUCCUGAAUGACGCUCUUCUGGCCACGAGUAAAUCGAUGGGGGAGGAACUGAAUCUGAUGCAGAGAUUGGUGUGGAAGUACACAGCGAGUCUGGAGAAGCUGGUGAACUCUGAGAAACAGGCUGGGGAAUGCAGCCUUUCUCCAGUCAUGCUUAAACAGGCACUCUACAAUGUUAGACAGCAUGAAGCCUUCCUCAAAAUCAUAAUGGCCGAUGUAAGUUUAUGUGCCACGCAAGCUGAAUUCCUGGGGUCUGAACUGAAUACGCACAUGAAUCUCCUGAGGGAAACGGUUCACUGUAAGACGGCCGUACCCACUGCACAGGUUUUUCCACUCUUCACAGCACUGGCAAAGCUAUGGUCUGGAUUCCAGGAUGAGCUGGCGCUGCUGAAAAUUCUGGCCAACGUAGUGGAGAAUCUGCGGCCUUUCCUUGCGGCUCAAUCACAGAUUUUCCCCGAGGCUCAGCUGGAGAAGCUGCUGGAGGGGUCAGAGGUCAAGAGUGAUGAGCAGAGAAUGGCCGAGUCCUCAGCUGGAGAUGAUCGCAUUGAUCCCUUUGUGAUGAAGACACAGGAUUGGGUCCUGCCUGAAACAACAGUCAACUUUGACAAACUGCCACUGCAGUAUGAGGGAAUCUGUGGUUAUACACUUGUAGAGAAGGACGGCCUGUUGCUUCCAGGUAACCCGAGCAUAGGAGUGCUGAAACACAAGGAGAAGUUCUACGCCUUCAAUUCCAAAGAUGCUGCCCAGAAAUUUGCCUCCUGUGCCGAUGAGUUCAUCGAGCGUGUGGCAGAGACAGCCAGGCGCUCCCCCGAGCUGAUUCAGCUUCUGCAACUUCACCAGCAGUUCGCUUGCAUCACACCUUACUCUGAGAUGCAGUCGGGGGAGAGGUUUCUGGUAAAGGCCAUUACCAAGUGUGACAGCUGCACGCAGACCGACACCCAUCCUGUGGAGAAAAACAUCGUCAAGUCCUACGAGUGGAACGAAUGGGAGCUCAGACGCAAGGCGAUCAAACUGGCCAAUCUUCGAACGAGAGUGACACACUCGAUGCAGACUAAGCUGAGCCACCUGAGGCGGGACAACGCGACUCAGACGUACCUCCCUAAAGACGCCGCCUGUCAGAGCAAGAGAGACACCCCGACAAACACACCCAAGCCUCAGGUGUACCUGGCAGGUCUGCGGGGAGAUAAGACAGCACACAUGGUAAAAACAGAGCUGACCAGGCCUAUCGAUGAAUAA